Messenger RNA from Ochotona princeps (American pika), 5056 nucleotides. RefSeq names its product nuclear factor related to kappaB binding protein (gene NFRKB). Bases 217 to 4149 code for a protein of 1310 amino acids. The transcript has 26 exons. The record is from RefSeq and is a predicted model, not a curated record. Gene Ontology annotation, molecular function: protease binding. Lineage: Eukaryota; Metazoa; Chordata; Mammalia; Lagomorpha; Ochotonidae. Gene Ontology annotation, cellular component: Ino80 complex.
GAAAACUCCCAGGCCACGUGUGGAGGGUGUUGUCAGCACCCCUGGGUGCUGUGCGGUGGGUUGUUGGAAAGGUGCGGGACUCCAGUUCAAGACGCCAGGAUUCAGCUAUUGCUCUUUCUGCUGUUAUCUUUAAACAGAUCUUAAAUCUCCGGGAGAAUUUGAAAUACAUGAGUGAAGAGCUGCUGCAGUUUAAGAGGGUGCCUGUGGGAGUAAAGAAUGGAUUCCUUGGACCAUAUGCUGACGGAUCCCCUGGAACUGGGUCCCUGUGGAGCUGGCCAUGGCUCCCGCAUUAUGGAGGACUGCCUGCUGGGAGGUGCCAGGGUUAGUCUGCCAGAGGACCUUCUGGAAGAUCCUGAGAUAUUCUUCGAUGUUGUCAGCCUGUCAACCUGGCAGGAAGUGUUAAGUGACUCUCAGCGUGCGCAUCUCCAGCAGUUUCUGCCGCACUUCCCCGAGGACAGCCCUGAACAGCAGCACGAGCUCAUCCUGGCCCUGUUUGGGGGGGAGAACUUCCGCUUUGGAAACCCGCUGCACAUCGCCCAGAAGCUCUUCCGAGAUGGACAUUUUAACCCUGAGGUGGUCAAGUACCGACAACUGUGCUUCAAGUCGCAGUACAAGCGAUACCUCAGUUCUCAGCAGCAGUAUUUCCAUCGGCUGCUCAAACAGAUUCUUGCUUCCCGGAGUGACCUGCUGGACAUGGCCCGGCGGGGUGGCCCCGCCCUCCCUGUGCGGCAAAAGCGGCCUUCACCGUCCCGCAGCCCAGAGGAGCGCGAGUGGCGGACUCAGCAGCGCUACUUGAAGGUCUUGAGGGAAGUGAAGGAAGAGUGUGGGGACACAGCCCUGUCCUCUGACGAAGAAGCCACGUUGGAUUUACAAGAAAAAUUUUCUUUUGAAGAUCUCAGCUCAUGGCUUCCGAGCUCUCCAGCACGUUCUCCUAGUCCUGCGGUGCCCCUGAGGGUGGUGCCCACGCUUUCUACCAUGGAUAUGAAAACCGUAGAUAAAAUAGAACUGGGGGACAGUGACCUGAAGAUAAUGUUAAAGAAGCACCAUGAGAAGCGGAAAUACCAACCAGAUCACCCGGACCUUUUGACAGGGGACCUGACUCUCAAUGACAUCAUGACUCGCGUGAAUGCUGGCAGGAAAGGCUCCCUAGCAGCCUUAUAUGAUCUGGCGAUCCUUAAAAGAAAGGUUAAGGAGAAAGAGGAAAAGAAAAAGAAGAAAAUAAAAACGAUCAAGUCAGAGGCAGAGGAUCUGGUUGAUUCCCUGAGCACUGCUGAUGCUGUCCCGCCUCUCUCUCAGGCCCCAUCCCCACUGGCAGUACCUGCCAUCAAGGAAGAGCCCCUUGAAGACCUCAAGCAUUGCCUUGGAUUCAAUGAAAUAUCUUCCAGCUUCUUUUCCUUGCUGUUAGAGAUCUUACUGUUGGAGAAUCAGGCUAGCCUUCCUAUGCUAGAGGAACGGGUUUUGGAUUGGCAGGCGUCUCCAGCCAGCUCCCUCAACAGCUGGUUCUCUGCAGCCCCCAACUGGGCUGAGUUGGUGUUACCAGCCCUGCAGUAUCUGGCUGGAGAAAGCCGAGCUGUUCCUUCCAGUUUCUCUCCAUUUGUUGAAUUCAAAGAGAAAACCCAGCAUUGGAAAUUGCUUGGCCAGUCCCAGGAUAAUGAAAAAGAAUUAGUUGGGCUCUUUCAGCUGUGGCUGGAGACCAAGGACCAGAGCUUCUGUAAGCAAGAAAAUGAAGACAGCUCAGAUGCUACAACACCUGUCCCUCGAGUAAGAACUGACUAUGUGGUGCGGCCCAGCACAGGGGAAGAAAAACGGGUUUUUCAGGAGCAGGAGCGCUACAGGUACAGCCAGCCCCAUAAGGCGUUCACCUUCCGCAUGCACGGCUUUGAGUCUGUGGUGGGGCCGGUGAAGGGUGUGUUUGACAAGGAGACCUCCCUCAACAAGGCCCGGGAGCACUCCCUGCUGCGCUCCGACAGGCCUGCCUAUGUCACCAUCCUCUCUCUCGUUCGAGAUGCUGCCGCCCGGCUGCCUAAUGGAGAAGGUACCCGGGCAGAGAUCUGUGAACUGCUCAAGGACUCCCAAUUCCUCGCACCCGAUGUCACCAGCACACAGGUGAACGCGGUGGUGAGCGGCGCUCUGGAUCGGCUGCACUACGAGAAGGACCCGUGCGUGAAGUACGACAUCGGCCGGAAGCUGUGGAUCUAUCUGCAUCGCGGCCGCAGUGAGGGGGAGUUUGAGCGGAUUCAUCAAGCACAAGCAGCUGCAGCUAAAGCCAGAAAAGCUCUUCAGCAAAAGCCCAAGCCCCCAUCCAAGGUGAAGUCCAGCAGCAAGGAGAAUCCCAUAAAGGUCCUGAACAGUGGCCCUUCUGAGCAGAGCCAGAUGAGCCUCAGUGACUCCAGCAUGCCACCCACCCCAGUCACGCCUGUGACGCCCACCACGCCAGCGUUGCCUGCCACUCCCAUCUCCCCUCCCCCUGUGUCCUCAGUCAAAAGUUGCCCCACCAGUGUUUCGGAACCAGCUAAGUCUAGCUCUGGUGUUCUUCUGGUGUCUUCACCAACAAUGCCACAGCUUGGAACAAUGCUUUCGCCAGCUUCCAGCCAGACUCCACCCAGUUCUCAGACUGCCACCCGGGUAGUAAGCCACUCUGGCUCAGCCGGACUGCCUCAGGUGCGCGUGGUAGCCCAGCCCAGCCUUCCUGCUGUGCCUCCGCAGUCAACAGGACCCACGUCAACACUGCCACAGAUGCCUGCAGGACCACAGAUCAGGGCUCCAGCUACUGCCACACAGACUAAAGUUGUGCCCCAGACAGUAAUGGCCACUGUAGCAGUCAAGGCCCAGACUGCAGCGGCCACCGUGCAGCGGCCUGGAUCUGGGCCAGCAGGGCUCACGGUGACAAGUGUUCCAGCUGCGGCCAGCCCUGUGAGCAAGCCAACCACAAGUUCUCCUGGGAGCUCUGCUGCAAGUGCCUCCACGGCUACUGUCAUUCAGAACGUCACAGGACAGAACAUCAUCAAGCAGGUGGCAAUUACCGGGCAGAUUGGUGUGAAGCCCCAAACUGGUAGCAGCAUCCCACUCACAGCCACUAAUUUCCGCAUCCAGGGUAAGGAUGUGUUGCGUCUGCCACCUUCUUCCAUCACUACAGAUGCCAAGGGACAGACGGUUCUGCGCAUCACUCCGGACAUGAUGGCCACGUUGGCCAAGUCGCAGGUGACCACGGUGAAGUUGACCCAGGACCUCUUUGGGACAGGAAGUGGCACUGCAGGCAAAGGCAUCUCUGCUACUUUACAUGUUACUUCCAACCCAGUCCAUGCUGCUGAUAGCCCUGCCAAGGCCAGUUCAGCCAGUGCCCCUUCAUCCACUCCAGCAGGUACUACCGUGGUUAAAGUGACUCCUGACCUCAAGCCAACAGAAACCUCAAGUUCAGCUUUUCGUUUGAUGCCAGCCCUUGGUGUAAGUGUGGCAGACCAGAAGGGGAAAAACACAGUGGCGUCUUCCGAAGCAAAACCAGCUGCCACAAUCCGAAUUGUGCAGGGUCUGGGAGUGAUGCCUCCCAAAGCAGGCCAGACCAUCACCGUUGCAACCCAUGCUAAGCAGGGAGCCACGGUGGCCAGUGGGUCUGGAACUGUCCACACUGCAGCGGUGUCCCUGCCCAGCAUGAAUGCUACUGUGUCUAAGACUGUGGCUGUGGCUUCUGGAGCUGCCAGCAACCCCCUCAGCAUCGGAACGGGAGCCCCCACCGUGCGGCAGGUCCCAGUCAGCACCACGGUCGUGUCCACAUCUCAGGCUGGGAAGCUUCCUACACGGAUCACAGUGCCGCUGUCUGUGAUUAGCCAGCCGAUGAAGGGCAAGAGUGUGGUCACAGCCCCGAUUAUCAAAGGCAACCUCGGAGCCAACCUUGGUGGGUUGGGCCGCAACAUCAUCCUCACAACCAUGCCAGCUGGUACCAAGCUCAUUGCUGGAAAUAAGCCUGUUAGUUUCCUCACUGCCCAGCAGUUGCAACAGCUUCAACAGCAAGGUCAGGCCACACAGGUGCGCAUCCAGACUGUCCCUGCAUCCCAUCUCCAACAGGGAACAGCUUCUGGUUCCUCCAAAGCAGUCUCCACUGUUGUUGUUACCACGGCUCCAUCUCCUAAACAGGCCCCUGAACAGCAGUGACUGGGAGAGAGAGGACGUCUGUAAAAGACGGGGCCUGGUCUGUCCUGGCUAAAAGGCCGCGGGGAGAUUGCAUCAAUUCUCCAGGCUUGUGUUUACCGCAGGCCAGUGGGGGGAUGAUGGCACUAAAAGCCUCAGUUCUGCUGCUCUGCCCUGCAGUGGAGCUCUGUGAGAAAGGCUCACUCCAGGAGAAGUUUUUUUAGAGUUGGGAGGAGGUCUCAGUUACAUCAUGCAAACCCAGUUCUGUGAUGAAGAGUCAGACACCCAGGGAAGGCUUGCCAGUUGCAGUGAAUGAGCCCCAAUCUUUGUGAGGGUUGUUUUAGCUUCUGAUCCUCCUUGUGAUUUGUGGCCCAGAUAGAGUUUUUUGUCCAGAAACCUGGGCUUAGCCCCUCCCAAACUGACUACUCAUUUCGAUGAGAAUGAGAGGAUAGCAAGGCUCUUAGUAAGCUGAUGGUUGACUUGAUAAUCACACAGAGAACAAGAGGCUUCAGAUGGAAUAAACCAUAGGAAAUGCACUAGUAGGAGGACCUCAAGUGCAGGGAGUUUGGUUCCUCUUCACGGCAAGUGUGGAUCUUGAUUGUGGUAUACACAACUAUGUUCCCCUGUUUUAGUAAAACAGGCACAGGGAAAUCCAAAGCCAGUGCACAGGGAAUAGGGGAAUGAGUAGAGAUGCUGGUUUUGCAGAACAAACUUUGUCGCAGUUCAGACAUGAAUUCUGCUUUGCUCUUGUACAAGAGUGGCAGACCCAGCCCUUGAAGCUGGCCAGCUGUUCAUGCCAGUUUUUGUUGGAGCACAGCCUGUACCCAUUUGUUGAUGUAUUGUCUAUGGCUGCUUUCAGGUUAGAAGGCAGAACUGAACAGCUGCCGCAGAUACCAUGGCUCUCAGGCCUAAGCUGGUUUUUUAUUUGUGU